Daphnia pulicaria is the source of this 2403-nucleotide messenger RNA. RefSeq names its product transmembrane 9 superfamily member 2-like (gene TM9SF2). The coding region runs from base 209 to 2161 and encodes 650 amino acids. Gene Ontology annotation, biological process: protein localization to membrane. The record is from RefSeq and is a predicted model, not a curated record. The transcript has 13 exons. NCBI's taxonomy places the organism in Eukaryota, Metazoa, Arthropoda, Branchiopoda, Diplostraca, Daphniidae. Gene Ontology annotation, cellular component: membrane.
GGCGCUAGUGGUAACUGCCAACUGGCAAGUCUGCAGUACAGUAGUCUCCUAUCUUUGGGUUAGCUCUGAAAUACGUAAGCAAAACUUUGACGUGUCAAAAAAAAUUCCAAGAGAAGUCCGAAUCAUUUUCGGUGUUGGAUUACAAAAUCCUUUGCCAUAUUUAUUGCCUUAUAGUUCGGAUUGAACUGAUUAGUUGAGGAGGAUUGCCAUGUCGACCAAACGAAUUUUUAGCAGUAUAUUGUUGCUGCUACAUUUAAGUUAUGGGUUUUAUCUUCCCGGUUUGGCUCCCGUCAAUUACUGUAUUAAAAAUAAACAAAGUGACUCAUGCAAAAAUGAUGUACCAGUUUUUGUUAAUCGUCUCAAUUCAGAAGAAGCUAUAAUUCCUUACGAAUACCAUCAUUUUGACUUCUGCACUGAUGACCAUGAAACAGGCCCGGUUGAAAACUUGGGCCAAGUUGUUUUUGGUGAACGAAUUCGUUCUAGUCCAUACAAGUUGGAAUUCAAAAACAAUCAAGAAUGGAAUUAUGCUUGCAAGAAAUCAUAUCAACCUGGCAACCAAGAUGAUCUGAAGAAAAUUAAGGAACUAAUUCAUGGCAUAUCAUUGAACUAUCAACACCAUUGGAUUGUUGACAACAUGCCUGUAACAUGGUGUUAUCAAGGUGAACCUGGCCAACAGUUCUGCAGUACUGGUUUCCCAAUGGGCUGUUAUCUUCCCAAGUCUGGAAAACCAAAAGAUGCCUGUGUUAUGAAUCCUGCCUUCAGCAAACCGGAUACUUAUUACAUUUUUAACCAUAUUGAUCUCACCAUUACCUAUCACGGUGGAAAAGGAGAAACUUGGGGGGCCGAGUUGGAUGAUAAUAUUGGGCGAAUUUUGAGUGUCAAAGUUGGAUUACGCUCUCUUAGCGUAGAAAAAGAUCCUACGUCGCCUCCAAUGAUCGUUCCUAAAGAACUAAAGGAGCCGCUUACAAUCACGUACACCUACUCCGUAAAAUUCAUUGAUGAUCCUAUGACGAAAUGGUCAUCUCGUUGGGAUUAUUUACUCGAAUCGAUGCCGAGUGCUAACAUUCAAUGGUUUUCCAUUUUGAAUUCGUUGGUUAUUGUCCUCUUUUUAUCUGGCAUGGUAGCAAUGAUUUUGCUACGUACCCUGCACAAAGAUAUCGCCCGCUACAAUCAAAUUGAUUCUGGAGAAGACGCACAAGAAGAGUUUGGUUGGAAACUUGUUCAUGGAGAUAUUUUCCGCCCUCCGCGAAAGGGAAUGUUGCUCUCAGUUUUUGUGGGAUCGGGUGUUCAAGUUUUCAUCAUGACUUUGAUCACACUGAUCUUUGCUUGUCUUGGAUUCCUUUCACCGGCCAACAGGGGUGCUCUAAUGACAUGUGCAUUAGUUCUGUACGUGUGCUUAGGGACACCAGCCGGAUAUGUGUCAUCACGAAUCUACAAAUCAUUCGGGGGCGAGAGAUGGAAAUUGAAUGUUCUUCUGACGUCCAUGCUUUGUCCUGGGAUUGUCUUUGGAGUCUUUUUCAUCUUAAAUUUAGUUCUUUGGAGCAAAGGUAGCUCUGGCGCUAUCUCCUUUGGCAUAUUGGUAGCAUUGUUAGCCCUUUGGUUUGGCAUUUCGGUUCCACUUACCUUCGUCGGUGCAUUUUUUGGCUUUCGUAAAAGGCCCAUUGAGCACCCUGUUCGGACAAAUCAAAUCCCACGGCAGGUUCCUGACCAAAGUGUUUACACCCGUCCGGCACCAGGCAUCGUCAUGGGAGGCGUUUUGCCGUUUGGUUGCAUCUUCAUCCAGCUAUUUUUCAUCCUAAAUUCACUGUGGUCCAACCAAAUGUACUACAUGUUUGGAUUUCUCUUCUUGGUCUUCAUCAUUUUGGUCAUCACAUGUUCAGAAACUACCGUUCUACUCUGCUACUUUCAUUUGUGUGCUGAGGACUAUCACUGGUGGUGGCGCAGUUUUUUGACAAGCGGGUUUACAGCCUUUUACUUGUUCCUUUAUUGCGUCCACUAUUUUGUCACCAAACUGGAAAUUCAAGAUGCCACAUCCACUUUCCUUUACUUUGGAUACACUUUCAUCAUGGUUUUCAUGUUCUUCCUUCUUUCCGGGACCAUUGGUUUCUUUGCUUGCUUUUGGUUUGUCCGCAAAAUUUAUUCAGUGGUGAAAGUGGAUUAAUUUUAUGUUACAAAAAUGCUGGCCAUACUUACUAGCAAGCAUUAAUAAAGGUAUUUAGUUGUUUCUGUUUGCAGUUGAUACAAUUGAUCAUUAUUAUUAAUUAUUCUCUCAGCUCAUGCACACCAGUAUUGAUUGCAUCAUGAUUUUCCUUGUAAUAAGAUAAGCAUUUCUACACAUGUUUUUUUUUUAUUGGUCAUACUGGUAGAAAAAGAAAGGAGUAAAAUUGACUAUUCAAAGAUAAA